Parathielavia appendiculata is the source of this 1626-nucleotide messenger RNA. RefSeq lists its product as uncharacterized. The record is from RefSeq and is a predicted model, not a curated record. Gene Ontology annotation, cellular component: catalytic step 2 spliceosome. The coding region runs from base 54 to 1496 and encodes 480 amino acids. The transcript has a single exon. Lineage: Eukaryota; Fungi; Ascomycota; Sordariomycetes; Sordariales; Chaetomiaceae.
CAAAGACCAAGCAAAUUGCUUCGACAGCGGCAUCGACUGCUCAGUGCAUAAUCAUGGAGCCAACGGGAGCCCAGUUGACGGCGCUUGUUCGCAAGCGAACAGACACAGAGUUGAUGCCGCCGCCUCCACCAGCAAAACGCAUUCAACGGCCGAAGCGCGUGCUCGACGAGGACAGCUACACCGAGGCCCUCUCGCACAUCAUCGCCCGUGACUUCUUCCCGGGCCUUCUCGAGAGCGAGACACAACAGGAGUAUCUCGACGCCCUAGAGUCCAAAGACGAAGAAUGGAUCGCAAGCGCAAGCCGCCGACUCCGACAGGUCAUGACGCCCGGUCGCCGGAGAAACCUCGCAACGCCACUCCGCCAGACUACAGCCGCCGCAGGCCGCACCCCCCUCAACUUCGUCGGUGACACGCCCGCCUCGGCCAUAUCCUCUGCCACAGCCGCAUCGACCAAGCAGCAACAUGAAAUAGACACCAACCUGUCGCUAGCCGCUUUCCAGUCAAAGUACACGUCGGAGGACAACGAGUCCUUCUACAGGCUUCUCGACAAGCAAAACCGAAAGCGCGUCGAGAAAUACGCAUGGCUCUGGACGGGCAACAAGCUUCCCUCGAAGCAACAGCUAAAACAAAAAGAAGUCGAAGCCCGGCUCCUCGCCCAGCGCGGCGCAGGUGCCCUGCUCGACGACGGGUUGGGGCCCCGCGACAGGCUCGCAGUGCGCGACAAGGACUCCGCGGACCGGCCCGCCGUGCCGGACCAUUGGAACGGAGCCAAGCCCAACAACGAGCUGAUGUUUGUGCCGGACGGGGUGGACGGCAAGCUGGAGACGGUCGCGGAGCGGGCGCAGGCCGAGAGCAGGGCGGGCCAGAAGAGGAUCGUGUACGAGAACACGCGGGUGCCGCGGCCUGCGAGGGAGGAGGAGGUUGCUCCUUCGGAAGGAGGAGGUGGCGAGGGCAGGUUUAGCACCAGAGCCGGGUCACCUUCGCUGUCUGAAAUUCGCAACGCCAUUGCGGGAAACAGGAGGGCGUGCGAUGCCGAGACGAGCGUUACUGGUGGCGGCGGGGAGACGCCGAGGGUGAAUGGGUAUGCGUUUGUGGAUGAGGAGGAGCCCGAGCCGGAGCCGACGCGGCGGACGAGGGAGAAGAUGCCGCUGAUUGAUCUCGGGCCGGGGGACGCGACGCCAAAUCCGUUUCAGUUUCAGGAGCAGAGGAAGCGGGAGGUGCUGCAUCAUCGGAUGGUGGAGACGAUCUCGCAGUCGAAGCGGAUGUCGGCGAGGUUGGGCGUUACGGGCAGGGUGGACCGCACGCCUGUGCCCAAGUUUCCGAGCAGCCCGAGAGUUUCGGGUAGUAUGUUGACGCCUGCUGCGCAGAGGUUGUGGGGGAAGAUUGGGAGUUCUGAAGGGAGGGGCGCCGAUUCUCCGUUUAGUGAUUCGGUCAAGUUUACCCCAAGCCCCACGCCCCGAGGCAAGGGCUUUGGGUUAAAAAACAUGGCGACGUAGAGGAAUGGAUUCACAAGGUUGGGAGGGAUGGCAUAUUGCAUUCACGAUACCCGGAGUUGGCGGUAGACAGCGUCUUGGACAUUGGAUAGCCAGUCUGUUAGCAUGAAUCAUGACUUAGAUUACAGAGGAG